Messenger RNA from Sclerotinia borealis F-4128, 921 nucleotides. NCBI's taxonomy places the organism in Eukaryota, Fungi, Ascomycota, Leotiomycetes, Helotiales, Sclerotiniaceae. The record is from the annotation of a GenBank genome assembly.
AUGUCUUCCAAUAUUCAAAUCGAUGCAAACUUACCCGCUGAUACAGUGUGGUUUAUCACCGGUUGUUCAUCCGGCAUCGGAAAAUCUCUCGCCCAAGAAAUCUUCAACACAACCACCCACACCCUCAUAGUCACAGCCCGCAAUCCCUCCUCCUUGUCCUUCCUCCCCCAAUCCCCUCGUGUUCUCCCUCUCGCCCUCGAUGUCACUUCCCAAGCAUCCAUCACUGCAGCCCUAUCCACUAGUCUCUCCACCUUUAAACACAUCGAUAUCAUCGUCAACAACGCCGGCUACGGCGUCCUCGGCGACACCGAAAUCAUCCCCGAAGAAACCGCUCGCAAAAUCUUGGAGACGAAUUUCUGGGGCGCCGUCCAUUUAACCAAUGAAGCUGUUAAGAUUUUCCGCGACGUUAAUGGGGAAAAGGGUGGGUUGAUUAUGCAGAUUAGUACGAUGGGUGGUGUGAUGGCUUUUGCGGGGCAAUCUUAUUAUCAUGCCAGUAAAUUCGCCCUCGAAGGCUUCACCGAAUCCCUGUACCACGAAAUCCCCAAAUCCUGGAACAUCCGCUUCCUAAUCAUCGAGCCCGGCGGAGUCAAAACCAACUACAGCAGCUCCCUCGUCAAACUCCCCGCGCAUCCCGCAUACACCGAUCCUUCAUGUGGCACCCGACAACUCGAGGCAUUUUUUGAGAAUGAGGCGUUUGCGGAACAGAUGGCGGAUGCGGAGAAAGUGGCGCAGGUGAUAUUGGAAGCGACGAGGUUGGAGAGGAGGGGGGAAUUGGGUUUGAGGGUCCCGGUGGGCCCGGAUAGUUGGAGCUUUAUUAAGGGGAAGUAUGAGGCGGAGUUGGAGGGCUUGCGGAAGGUGAGGGAGUUGAGUUGGGGGACGGGGAAUGUGGGGAUUUUGGAGUGUACGGGGUUUUUGGGGUGA